Molecule: messenger RNA, 5138 nt
Organism: Verticillium dahliae VdLs.17
Lineage: Eukaryota; Fungi; Ascomycota; Sordariomycetes; Glomerellales; Plectosphaerellaceae
Exons: 7
Coding region: 645-4853 (1402 amino acids)
Source: RefSeq, a predicted model, not a curated record
GUCUUCAGUUACUCGCAUGGUUCUUACUUGUACAUGUACACCAUGUUUGUCUGUCAACCCAUCAACGAUGAUGCUUUUAGUCCGCAAGACGGCACACUCUACCUCCUCGAUCUUCUGAGAGACCUUUGCUCCGGGAGACAAGCAAAGUUCUGCCGAGCAUGCCUCGGCGUGCCAUCACGCAGAGUUGUGUAUGGAGUCAGCCAGACCUUGUCGCCCGUCCUGCAGUUCCCUACAGGUCCGUACUUGCCAAUACUUGUGUGAUUCUUCUUCCGUGCCCUCCCCUCUUUGUCGGCCUGUGCUGGCGUUGAUGCCUGGAAUCUCAUUCACUGGCGGCACCUACCAUGCUGCUAUUAUCGCGGGCUCCCAUUCAACCCCAGAGGCCUGGAAAGCUUCACAACCAAACUUUCAUUCCACUCUCCCUUCCCACUGUAGCAUCAUCGACCCACAUACAUUUCCCGCCUGUUGCAUCCGCUGUCUGGCUCAUUUCCCUUACUCAACGGAGAGAGCGAGAGCGAGAGCGAGAGAGAACUUGUGGCACAGCCACAACUCAUCUGUCUGUCCAUCAUCAUCUUGGUGGAGUUCGCCCCUGGACAGAGCUCCUGUUGCAUGACUUAUCGUUCGUGUUCCCUUCCGCCACUGUGACGAUGGAACUUGGGGGAAGUGGCAGCGAGUCUGCAGACGAUCUAGGAGAAGCCAACCGACAGCUCGAACAGCUUCGUCAGCAGCGUGGACUUGGCUCAGAACAGCAUGGAUUUGUUGCCCGAAACCUCGGAAGUGCUCUUGAUAUUCUGGCGUCGCAGCUCAACUCCAAGACGACUCACUUUAUCUUGGAGCUCAUCCAGAAUGCGGAUGAUAACGCGUAUCCCAGUGGCGUCCAGCCUACAUUCAGCCUUGUCCUCGACAAGAAUGGAUCCAACUUCACACUUCGCACCGACUGCAACGAGACCGGCUUCUCGUUGAAGAACAUCGAUGCUAUUUGCAGUAUUGGCAAGAGCACUAAAACCGGGAUUAUCAAUGGCCAGAAAGGGUUCAUUGGCGAGAAGGGCAUUGGGUUCAAGAGUGUCUUCAAAGUUGCCCAUCAAGUCGACAUCCUGAGCAACUUUUAUGAGUUUCGAAUUGACCGCACAGCCCACCUGGGCAUGCUCGAUCCGAAGCCGCAUAGAUUCCCGGACACUCAGAGACGACUCCAGCAAAUCAAGCCGGAGUUGCUUCUGUUCCUGCGUCAGCUGAGCGUGCUGGAUAUAAAGGUCGAAGACGGACAUUGCGUGUACAGGUCAAUUCGCCAAAAUCGGGACCCACGAUAUGACGGAGAAACUGUCUCUUUGAACGAGGAUCGUACUGGAUCCCCAUUCGAUGAGCCUGUGAAGACAACAAAACUGCAUCUCAUUGUACGGUACGAAGUGCAAGACAUGCCUGUCGAUGCCCGCCGGAAUAGCGUUUCCAGCACCGAGAUCACACUGGCGCUCCCUGUUGGCUCCGAGCUCGAGACAUGUGACGCUUUUGCUUUUCUGCCAAUCGACCAGUCUGGCUUUAACUUCAUCGUGCAGGCCGACUUCCUUCUUGUGGCCAAUCGCCAGGCACUGCAGCACGCCCUUCCGUGGAACCAAAGGAUCCUUGAGGCCAUUCCCGAUGCCUUCGUGCAAGCAGUUCGUCACUUCAACCAUGCCGAUGCAACACACGGAUAUAGUCUGAAAUAUAAAUGGCCUCUCUUCCUCGAAUACAAUGGCCCGAAGAGCUCCACCUGGACAGAGGUUCAUCAAGGGAUCAAAAGAAGACUGUGCGACGAGGACGUUCUUGAAGCUCGAGAUGGCAGGUUUAGGGCUGUGCGUCCUGUUCCAUGUCCUGCGGGCACUCAGCAGACUGCUGCCCACAAACCACUCAUUAUCAUUCCAACGGAGUACCGCUUUGACAAUGGCUUCUUAAUUGAUGCGACAAUCAACCACGGCCAUCAUCUGGCGUUCGAAUACGACCCUGUUCUGGAGGAGUUGAAGGCACUCGACGUGAAGGAGAUGACUGGUGCAGGCCUUCGUAACGAAUUCAGCGAUUGGCUCGAACGUGCUGGCCAUGCCGGACUUGCCGCAAAGUCUGACAAGUGGCACGCGGCACUGGCCGCGGCCUUCAUGUGGAAGGGUCGCAGCAAGCAAAAAGACAAGCUUCAGGAACUACCUCUGGUUCAUCUAGCAGACGGGAGCUGGGCAGCCUGUGCGGGCGGCGACAUCUUUUUCCCGUCGACGGGAGCAGUCUUGAAUGUGCCCUCUGAUCUUGGAAUUCGAGUCGUUCAUUCAAAUGCUGCAAAAGAUCCGCAUCGGCGGGAAUUCUACACUUACCUCGGUGUCAAAAAGCUGGACGCUGAAACGAUUUGUUCCCUGAUUCUCGAAAAGCACGCGAUGAUUCCGAGACCUACGCGGAAGCCUCUCAACUGGGUGCUCGAUAUCCUGUUUCUUUUCAGACAAAAGAAGCUUCUAGCGACCAUGGACAAGAAACCUCGAUGGUUUCUGGUGGCCGGCAACAGGUCGAUCGCAGAGCAUGUGUAUGUGGAGGAUCCGUCUAGCCACUGCCCUCUCCUUUCUAGACUCAUUGCCGAUCCUAGCUCGGAGAUACAAACCCCCAGCAGCGAUCUUAUGGACGAAUUCACGGGGAACACCAAAUAUGAAUUCAUCAGUUGGUUGCAGCAGCUCCCGGGAGUGUCUUCACGACCCCGACUCCGAAUUGCCCAAAGACCAGCAUACGCAGUCACCCAAGAAUCGGUCAAUGAAUUUUAUAGAAAGCUGAGCAUAAGUGCCCGAGACUUUCAACCUCAGAUCCGAACUGCAUUUGCGCAACAGCCCUUGAUCUUCAUCAGCGGCCCAAAUCCCCAAUGGGCUUAUCCGACUGACUGUAUAUGGCGUCGGCCUGACUACGUUGAAACUGGAUUGCCCCUGCCCAAGGUGUAUGAAGGCUAUACUGGCCUGUUUAGGGAUUACCUCGAGGUUCGAAGCAUCAACACAGGUGAUAUCUCACGCGAGAUAAAGGCUAUAGCCCAAAAUGGGGGAAGUAUCGACAAAGUUAAACAUCUUGUUCGAGACCUCCUUGCAUUGCUUCCUCAUGGGAGACUCGCUGAAGCAGAGGAGCAAGACCGAGACGAGAUCGAGGGAGCGCCAUUAUUUCCUGUCAAGACUUGUUCGCAUCGCGGUAGCGACACCGAGGGGCCGACUACUUUGCGCAGCCUUCGAGACAUGAAUUGGUAUAUCGCAGACAGGCCGGAGCUGGAAAAGAUGUUCAUCGGAAAGGUCGAGCUUCUCGACGUAGAGGCGAGUCUCCGAAGAAGUCUUGUGGGCGCGUUUGGGCUGCACCUUCGACAACUUUCCAAGGCUGUCACGGAAGAAGUGACUUGGAACAAUCGGGGACAAACUAUUGAUCGCAACAUGACAACCUCGUUCCGUUCUAGGGCUGCACAAUUUUGCAGGUACGACUCAAUGUCUUUUUCGAUUCUCAGAUUCACGUUACUGGUCAGGCUAACAUGGCUCAGGCUCAGUAGCAACCCGACCGCCGAAAUGCUUGAUCGGCUCAAGAAAACCGAAGUCAAGACGGUCUCAUGCAUAAACAUUACGAGAAAGCUCGAUGGAUGCGCCCCGAUACGAGAUGCGUCGCGUCGCCACCAUGUACAGGAGCUCGAUGACCGCAUCGUCAUCUAUCAUACCACUCUUACCGAGACGGAUGUGAUGCACCUCGAAGACGACUUUUCAGGUAUUGUCGUCAGAACUUGCGGUAUUGACGAUGCGCGGUGGUCUCGGCUGGUUCCUUUCAUAAUGCGAGUGGAUCCGGACCAGAUCAUGGAUUUUCUCGACAAGCACGAUGUGCGUGACAACAACGGGCCGGCGUUUGACAUGGUGGACGAGUGGGAGCAAACCAAGAGCGAGAAUGGUCAGUCUGAGAAAGAACAGGGAGACCAGGUGAUUGAAUCUGGACCAGCAGAAAACGCCAUGGAUGUGGGCGACGGUCCAGAUGAUCUCGACUUGGGCGGCAUUUCCUUUGAAGACAACGACGCAGGUCUGUAUGACGACGGAGAUUCUGAGGGCGUCGCCCCCGCCAAGCCGGAUGUUCUCAAGAAAGCCACCGAAGCUGCUGAGAUCAAACUGGAGGAAACGGCCCGCCACUGCCCUGGGACAGGUCCCUCGUCAUCGCCCCCAACAUCGAAUCCCACGCCUCUGAAAAAUGUCCGCCGUCGUUCCAGAGUUGAGGAGUCAUCUCACACUCGCAAGAGGCAGCGCGUUGAAAAGAUGACGACUCCGCCCAGUGUCGACAAGAUCAGCGAUGACGCAGACGGACAUGAUGAUAUGGCAAUCGACGACGCUGAUAAGCUCCUAUCGGAGCCGACAAUUGAGGCGGACGUCCCGCCGAUUCCUCACGAGCCAAAUUACCCUGAAGUGAGAAAAAAUGUGGAGGCCCUACUGAGCGAAUUACUCCCUGGCUGGCAGCCGUAUGGAGACGAGAUGCCCGACUGCUAUCGAUACGUCGACGACGGAGAUGAGACCAUGCUCAAGUUUGCCAAGAGAUUCCAUCUCAGGGCUGACAGCUUUAAACACAUUGCGCCGCAGAUGAAGGCGGGAACCACCUACUGUCUCGAUGUCAAGAUGACUGCCGGCGAAGUGUCGACGCCUUUCGGGUUGAAUAAGACGCAAAAUCACUUUGCUCUACAGCAUCACAAACGAGACAAUACGACCAACAUUAUAUAUCUUGUUUUGCGGGUCUCUCACGCCCUACAUGACAUCCAGGGCCUCUUGGUCAUAUUGAACCCUUGGACUCGCCGCGUUGAUGAGAAUGACCGGACGGAGCUCCAGUGUAGCGAGUGGACUGUGUUCAACUUUGAAUGAGCAGAGGAGCCGUGUUUCGUGCGCUGGAACGCCUUGUUGUUUGCAGUCGAGUUCCGAGUGUGAGCCCUAGUCUAGGGAUAUGGUUUGCUCAGGUAGUUAGUUGUUGAGGAUUGGCUGAAAUCUUCUCCGCAAGACUGGGACUGUGUUUUACGAAGCAUAGGGAGCCCGUGGCUACCAACGAGGGUAGUGGAUGUCGUUUGCUUACGUGUCCGGUACAAUGUCGCGGCACGACUUGCUGCAUGAUGAAGGAAAAUUAGCAGGAAAAACAAAAUUGACAGCCGUUGA